Molecule: messenger RNA, 1176 nt
Organism: Arachis ipaensis
Lineage: Eukaryota; Viridiplantae; Streptophyta; Magnoliopsida; Fabales; Fabaceae
Product: putative F-box protein At5g55150
Source: RefSeq, a predicted model, not a curated record
AUGGGAGAGGUAGUUGAUCAAUGGGCAAACAUUCAUCAAGAUAUGUUGGACGAAUUCGCAAAGCGGUUCCAUUUAUAUGAUGACUAUCUUCAACUUCGAUUGGUUUGUAAGCAGUGGAACUUCAAACUUCCGAAGAUCCUCAAUGGCAACAAAGCUCCAUGGCUGCUGUUACCUAUUGGCGGCGGUGCUGCUACUAACGAAGCUUUCAAAGUUGAUACUCACAAAGAAAUUCUUGAAGAGAAGGGGAUUUACCAUCUCACACUUCCCGAAUUACAAUACCAACUUAUCCGUGGUUCUUGUUAUGGAUGGUUAAUAAUUGUAUCCAUGUACGAAGGCACCAUAAGAAUGUUAAAUCCAUUGACAAAAGUUUUCUUGGAUCUUCCUCCAAUCUCAAAUCUGCCGGAUGUAAUUUAUAACGAAGAUCAAUGUAGUUUUUACUUUCAUGGACACUACAUGAUCACCGAGAAAACCAUCCUUGCAAAUAAAUUUCUAAUUUGGAAGGUUAUUAUAAAUUCAGCUCCCGAUGACAUUAAUUUUAUGGCGGUGGCUUUAUAUGGAUCUUCUAGAUUGGCCUUUUACAAGCCAAGUAAUAAGAGAUGGCUGAAAUUACCAACAAGGGCUCUUCCAUAUUUUCAAGAUGUCAUAUUUUUUCAACGGUGGAUAUUUGCAAUAGAAUAUGAUGGGCAGCUAUACAGAUUUGAUACAAUGACAAAAGCAGGUCCCAUGGUAACAAUUUUUAAACCCUCAACUCCCUUUCAUACUGUUACUACAAAAGACAUUAAUCAAAAAUAUCUGAUUGUGACUGCUGAUAGAAGUUUAUUGAUGGUGGUAAGACAUCUUAUUAAUUUGAUUUGUGAGGAAGAGGAACGUUCCUACAAGACUACCAAAUUCGAUAUUUAUGAAUUGAAGGAAAAUUCAAAUGCAUGGUCAAGGAUUAGUAGUUUGGGAAAUUAUAUACUGGUAAUUGGAUUUAAUGCUUCUGUUCAAAUGUUUGCUGGCAAUCUUUUAAAUUCCAAAGGAAAUCAAAUCUACUUUACAGAUAGCUUGGUUGAAGAGCAAUCGUUAGUAGAGACUUAUUAUCAUAACAUUGGCAUCUUCAAUUUAGAAGAUGGGAGUUGCCAAGAAGUGUUAUCAGAUGUUAACUUUUUUUGUCCUCCUGUUUGGAUACUUCCUUGA